Molecule: messenger RNA, 2757 nt
Organism: Nannospalax galili (Upper Galilee mountains blind mole rat)
Lineage: Eukaryota; Metazoa; Chordata; Mammalia; Rodentia; Spalacidae
Gene: Ubtd2
Product: ubiquitin domain containing 2
Exons: 3
Coding region: 184-756 (190 amino acids)
Molecular function (GO): protein binding
Source: RefSeq, a predicted model, not a curated record
GGCGGCGGCGGCCCUGUCGAGCGCCCGGAGGUGGCGGCCGCGGCCCCAUGGGCGGGUGUGUGGGCGCCCAGCACGACUCCUCGGGCAGCCUCAACGAGAACUCGGACGGCACCGGAGGUAGUUGCUCUAGGUCGUAACCAACCUUUGAAAAAGGAAAAACCAAAAUGGAAAAGCGAUUAUCCCAUGACAGAUGGACAACUGCGCAGCAAGAGGGAUGAAUUUUGGGACACUGCACCAGCUUUUGAAGGCCGUAAAGAGAUCUGGGAUGCCUUAAAGGCUGCUGCACAUGCUUUUGAAAGCAAUGAUCAUGAACUGGCACAGGCAAUCAUUGACGGCGCAAACAUAACACUACCACAUGGUGCACUUACAGAGUGCUAUGAUGAGCUGGGGAACAGAUACCAGCUGCCAGUCUAUUGCUUGGCUCCACCAAUCAACAUGAUAGAAGAAAAGAUUGACAUAGAGACUCUGGAUAUUCCUGAGCCACCACCCGAUUCUGGAUAUGAAUCUCAGCUCCGUCUACGCCUUUCCACGGGCAAAGACCUCAAGCUUGUGGUGCGCAGCACAGACACGGUGUUCCAUAUGAAGAGACGGCUACAUGCUGCAGAAGGUGUGGAGCCAGGCAGUCAGCGCUGGUUCUUCUCUGGCAGACCUCUCACUGAUAAAAUGAAGUUGGAGGAACUGAAGAUCCCAAAGGACUAUGUGGUACAGGUUAUAGUGAGCCAGCCUUUGCAAAACCCAACACCUGUCGAGAACUGAGCUGGGCCUGUUGCCUCUUCCCAGAUCCCUUGGUUCCUUUUCAUUGUUGUCAUUUACUACUCUGCGCGUGAAAUGUAUUUUCACUGCUCUGAAUUCCCUAUAUGAAUGGAUUUAGUUCUGAGGAAUUACCAGUGAAAAAUUCCAUCUGUGAUGGAGACCAACAAAAAUAAUAAAACACAAAGAGCCAGCCUCUGAGACUCGUGUAAUUACAGUUUCUAAUUUGAGAGGCAGUUAAGAAAUAGAUAAUCAUUUAUUUUAAAACAUUCAACAACUAUGUGAUGUUAUAGUUAAAUAAUUUGGAGUGUACGUGGGACAUUUGAGCCAUCAGGAACAGCACCAAGAACCUUUUGGAUACAGAAUUUCCAAAACAGGUCAAAUUACAUAAUUUCUAGAACCAUCAAUAACAGUUACAAAACUUAUGCUUUUUGAAAAUGGAAUCUAAGAAGAGCAGUAUCUGAGGUUUGCUUCUAUUUUGGAUGUUGACUCUUCGCUUACUUUAUAUUUAGCCAUAAAGGAGUAGAGACUGGAAACUGGGUUCCAGUGUGGCUUUCCCCGUCCCCAGGUUGAGCUCCUGUUCACACUCACACUAAAUUCUGGUGCCUUCCAGCACAUUGGUGGCAGGCAUCCUUCGGGAACACUAGGCAAUAAUUUAGUAAGUACAGUCAGAGCUCUGAGCUCCAGCUGGUACACAGUUGGAGUCUCUUGUCUUCUUGCUGCACAGUCUUUUUGGAAUGUCUUAGAGCAAAGCUGUCUUUGUAUCCAGGCUUACCUUCACUGAUUGAUGUACUAUGCUUGGAUGUUUUCAGAGCUAACUGACCCACCUGUACAGUUCCUGAGUCAGACAACACAGGAACUGAGUACAGCUGGUUCCUUCCAGGAUAAGAAAGUGGUCCUCUCUUCCCUGCCUUGCAGAGGGUAUGAGGAAAACUUGUUCUGUCUGUUCCUGAGAAAACUGUGCCUGUUUUCAGCCUUGGAGGAAAUUCCAACUCAAAAUUUUCAAGUGUGAAAAGUUCACUGGUAUCACUUAAACAGCAAUAGUGAGACCAAAUAGUGGCACGUUGCGUAGACCUGAGUGCUUUCUUUUUCUCUCAACUCUAAUUGUGAAUGACAGUCCUCCCCCCUCACCUUCACAGCAGAGAGGCAGAUUAGUCACCAUCUGCAUGUUAGGCUAGGGGACUGGAACCCAGUAAGCCAGCCAGCCUUAUCUUCUAUAUGAAGGCUGAGGAAAGCUACCAGGGAUUAUGUGCCAGGGAUUGGAGCCUCUUCAAAGUUGGUUCCACGAGAAGGGGGCUGACACGUGACCACACAGUACCCCUGAGAAUCCGAGCGAAUCCGAGAGAACAGCACAGUGAGAAAGGCACUGUGCUAGUCUCAGUCAGGAAAUACCAAACUUCCACACCUGUCGGGGUGUAAGACACUACUAUUCAUUUUAGUGGCAAAAUGAAACUCCUCAUUAGCUGAAAAUGUAAUGUUUAAAGUGAUACUAAGUUUCCUAUAGCUUGUCUAAAUAUAUCUAUAAUUGUAACCUAUGUUUCUGAGAACUUUUAACCACUUCCCUAAUUCUGUUUGUUCAUUUUAAAUAUGGGUACAUCUAAUUUAGAUUUGAUGACGAUUGAGACUAAAGUCAAGAGAAGUGAGCAGCAUUAAUAACAAAGGAGAAUGCUUGUAUUGGGAUGUGGAGGUACAAGGAUGUUUCAGUGUAUUGCUCACAUCAUCAAAAAGCUUUGAUCAGUUUGUAUGCCACAGUGAAUAGCAGCUUCUCUCAAAGUUUAUCAACUGGAUAAAAGUGUUUAAACCUAUAUUUUUCUUAAGGAAAUUUGAUGAUGUCACCAAUAACCUGUUUGGUAAAAGGCCUUUUUUGUUUGUUGAGGGUUUGACCUCUCUUUAAGAGUUUUUAUUUUAAAGGAACAUACACUUUGAAUAACAAUCCUCUGGGCAUGUUUAACCUAGGUGAGAAAACCAUGGUGCUGUUAAUUGUCAAUAGAUUGAUAUAAGAUUGGA